UGUUUCAUUUGUGUUAUUCGGUAUUCGUCGGUCGUGCGAGUUCAAGUUAGAUUUCUGUUCGAAAGAAAGCGUAUUCUUUAUUGUGUUUUAUGCAUAUUACUCACUCCUAAGUCUUAAAUGGUUUACUAUGUUUACAAAAACGGAGUCCCAAAAAAAACAACUAUACAUUUGAUGUAUUAAAUCGACGAUAACAUUAGGGUGGACCUAUGUACAUAUGACGCAGACAUUUGGGGUGCCGUUUAUACAGAAAAAUCACGAACCUAAUACAUUAUAAUGAAUGUUGUGUCCAGAUCCAGCCUUUGGCGAUUGGCUAAAGAAGAGAAAGAGAAGGCGAAUAAGUCGCUAGCUUCGGAUGAUAUAGAACAUGAGUCUAGUUUUACAAAUGAAUCAAAUAGUUCUGCUCAAGAAUCAAGAGGUGAAUCUCAGAGUCAACCCAAAAAAACGAUCAGUUCGAACAAAAAUAACAUUCUGACACAGAAUCAAUUCGAUCAAAUCGUUCAAACUCUCAGCUCUGAAAAUAAAAAUGUGUCUCGACUGGAGCGGAGAAUUGAAAAAAUUGAGUCCCAGCUUUCGACGAUGGUAGAACAAAAUAGCAAAAUAUUGACGACAAUUAAAAAAAUUGCGGAAAAAUUUCAAACCUCGCUGCCAAAGCCUGAGUUUCCUAUAAAAACCAUUGAAGAACUUGAUGAAAUAGAAGCAAAAGUAGCGGCAAACCCGGAAAAAUAUGUUGAACUGUUCCGAACCAUCCUUUCCCCCGAGGGCGUGAAAAAGCACUUGAAUAGAAUAUUAGCAACAUCGAUUCUCAUGAAUAUGAAUUAUUCAGGAACGUGUUCCAAAACGGGACUGAAUUCGUACGUGAGCUUAAACAUGUCUUUAUAUGAGUCACAAAAAAGGGAUGGGUAUACAUUCGGUGACUACGGAAAGGAGGUUCGGGCGGCCUUCGCAAAGUUGAAAAAUAGAGUAUACAAAGCCACAACGUUAUCCAAAAAAAUACGUAAAGCGACCGAGAAUUGAGCCAUUCAUGUUGACUUCAACUACAAAAUAGAUUUCUCACCUGAUGUAAUUCAGUUACUUUUCUCUAAGCUUUUAUAUGUAUUUUUUUUAGUUCCGCAGGUUAAGAUAAAUUUGUUUAAGUCAAUCCAAAUGUUAAUUUUCCAGAAAUAUUAAAAUAACAUGUUACACCUUAAUAAAUCCGAAUGCUUU
Drosophila rhopaloa is the source of this 1203-nucleotide messenger RNA. RefSeq lists its product as uncharacterized. Bases 274 to 1014 code for a protein of 246 amino acids. The record is from RefSeq and is a predicted model, not a curated record. The transcript has 4 exons. Lineage: Eukaryota; Metazoa; Arthropoda; Insecta; Diptera; Drosophilidae.